ACAAUUUGCAGUAUACAAUACUAACAAUCAAUUAUUGGUUUGAAAAAUAAACAAAAAAAAAGAAAAAGAAUGCCAUUUGAAAUAACUUACUGAUUUUCUGCAGUAUAUAAAUUUUUACACCUGAAACAAUAAUUUUACCUUUCGUAAUUCACAUAUACCAUAUACAAUAGAAAUAAAAUUUAUAUACACUAUAAAACUAUAUAUGAAAAGAUGUCGCAUACAAAUUUCUAUUGGAUAUUAGCAAUAACUUAUUUAUCGUAUAAUUGUGUAUUUGGUUUUUCAUCAUUAAGAACAAAUCCAUCAGUAUCUGGAUCAUUAUCACCAACAGAUAAUUUACAAUCAUUAUUAGCAAGCGAUAAUUCAGAUGGACAAUCAGAAAAUUUAAGUGGUAUUUCUCUAUUACAACAACAACUACAAUCAUCAUCAUCAGAUGGUAAUGAACUAAAAUCAUCAUCUGCAGCAGCAGCAGCAGCAAAUCAUCAAUUACAACAAUUAAUGGAACAUUCAAUGAUAUCACCACUAUCAACAACACUAUUUGGUAAAAAAUCUCCAUCAUCAUCAUCAUCUCUAAAAGCAUCACUACACCAUGAUGACUAUUUGCCACAAACACAAAUAUUACCAGACGAUAAAGAUCGUUCUAUUUAUGAUCCCGGUGAUGAAUUCAUAAAAAAUUACAAUUCUGAUGAACGUGAUGACUAUAUGGACCUAAAUAGCGGUUUGGUUAACAAUGAUAUCGACAUCAAUGAUAAAAUUGGUGUUCUUAGAAGAAUAGAAGAAGACAUCCGAGAUGAACAGGAUAUUAUUAGUAAAACGUCCCUUAUGAUGCAAAUGCUUGAGGACCCAUCAAUUGAGACAUUACCUAUAGUAUACGUAGAAGAACCGUCUAUAACAACACCAUCACAACAAAUUGAUUCAAGUCUUGAAGUAAAUAAUUUUCUUCAGGGUAGCAAUGUUGGCCUAGAAAAGCGUUCAAGAUAUUAUAGAAGAUAUCCUUGGAAAAGACAUAGCAGCAGAAAUAGAGGAACUUACGAAGCUGAUGCUCGUUAUUUAUGUGUACCUAGUAAAGAAGAUGUAUUUAAACUUUUGGUAGGAUUGCAUGAAAACCGCAACGGAAAUCAACAUAAAACUGUAAAUUUCUGUAAUCGAAAACGUCCUGCUAAAACCAUAUUUACAAAUAUUAGAUUUUUGGGUUAAAUAGUUUCAUGACAUCUAUACAUAUACAUUGCAUCUAUAUAUAAAACAAACAUAUAUAAAAGUUUUUAAUAUUAAAAAAAUUCUUAUUCUUAACUUGUAAAAAUAUAAUGGGACUUAUUAUAAAAUCAUAUAGAGCUACUUUUGCAAACAAAUCUCUACUUAUUUUAUUAUUUUGGGAAAAUUUUACAUAAUUUUUAAAUUCUUAAGCAUGAAUAAUUCUUAGAUAUGCAUACAUAUUAAAAGUAAAAUUAUAACAAUCUUUAUUAACACAUUAAAGAAAUUUAAUUAAACAUUCUCUCCAGCAACACAAUUUAGGAUCAAAAUAUUAAAUUUAAAGCACUCUUUAUUAGGAUGCGAAAAGUAGAAGGAAAAAAAAUUGUAGUACUUCUAUACAGUAUAAUUGCAAAACAUCAUGUGUAUAGGUGGAUUAUUCUUAAAAGAGCGCAUCACUAAGUAAUACUGGGUUUAUCUGACGAGAAAACUCAGCCACUUAUAUGAAUAUUUUUCGUAAAAAUUAUUAACACAUGAAUGUGGUUUGUGUUUAAAAUAUAAUUGUUUACAAUAAAAUGAAAUACCUAAGUAUGCAUGUAAUAUGUAAAAUUUUCUUAAAAUCAAAUAUGUAUGAAUUUUGUAAAAAAUUUAUUAAUCCGCAGUCCUAAAUUUCUCUAUAUUGUUCAACUUUUUUCAUUUAUUUUAUUAUUAUUUUAAAUGAAUGAAAAUUGCUACAAAACUUACAAAAUAAAAAAAGAAAACCUUUUUAAAUAUAUAA
Condylostylus longicornis is the source of this 1963-nucleotide messenger RNA. RefSeq lists its product as uncharacterized. The record is from RefSeq and is a predicted model, not a curated record. The coding region runs from base 211 to 1194 and encodes 327 amino acids. NCBI's taxonomy places the organism in Eukaryota, Metazoa, Arthropoda, Insecta, Diptera, Dolichopodidae. The transcript has 4 exons.